Molecule: messenger RNA, 1690 nt
Organism: Astyanax mexicanus (Mexican tetra)
Lineage: Eukaryota; Metazoa; Chordata; Actinopteri; Characiformes; Acestrorhamphidae
Product: olfactory receptor 142-like
Exons: 1
Coding region: 146-1087 (313 amino acids)
Biological process (GO): G protein-coupled receptor signaling pathway
Cellular component (GO): membrane
Molecular function (GO): olfactory receptor activity; G protein-coupled receptor activity
Source: RefSeq, a predicted model, not a curated record
AGCCGGCAGUACAGCUACAGUACCUUCAGUGCUGUGAAUGUUGUUAAUGAUGCCUGACUGAGUCUGUUAUACCACUGAGGUAAACACAUUAUAGCGUAUAAUAUUAAUUAGAGUGAACUAAGCUGGAAUUACUUCACGAAAUGUCAUGGAUAAUUUUACUAAUGUUACAUUAUUAACUCUUGAAGGCUAUGUAGAGCUGGAAAAGUACAGAUAUGUCUAUUUUGUAAUUUCUCUUGCAGUGUAUUUGUUGAUUAUUUGUUGUAAUUCUGUUAUAGUUUCAAUAAUAUACUCAAACAAGUGUCUGCAUGAGCCGAUGUACAUAUUCAUCGCUGCUUUACUCUGUAAUGCUCUUUGUGGAACGUCUGGUUUUUAUCCUAAACUACUUAUUGAUUUACUGUCUGAAAGACCAGCUAUUUCAUAUGAAGGCUGUAUUUUUCAGGCCUUCUGGCUUUACACUUACGCUGCUGCAGAGUUUACACUGUUAUCAGCUAUGGCCUAUGAUAGAUACGUGUCCAUAUGUAAACCUUUACAAUACGCCACUCUUGUAAAAAUGUCUACAGUUAGAAAACUCUUAUUUAUCUGCUGGUUUUGGCCUUCCUGUCAAAAUAGUAUAUCAAUAAUUUUAACAUACCAACUUCGCCUGUGUAAAUAUAAAAUAAAUAGAAUUUACUGUAAUAAUUAUGCCGUUGUUAAAUUAAGCUGUGGAGAUAUAACUGCAAAUAAUUUAUUCGGGCUGUUUAGUCUAACUGUUAUGGUGUUCCCACCAGUUAUCUUUGUAAUCUACUCCUAUAUUAGAAUACUUGACGUCUGUUUAAAGAAUUCGAAGGAUUUUAGAAGAAAAGCUCUACAGACCUGCUUCCCUCAUCUUCUACUGUUUAUCAGUUUCAGUGUAACCGCCUGUUUUGAGGUGAUUAACAGCAGAUUUGAAAGAAAUGUUCCUCAUUUAUUCGCUAUGAUCAUGUCUGUUGAAUUUAUUGUUAUUCCUCCUCUGCUUAAUCCUGUUGUUUAUGGACUGAAAAUGCAGGAAAUUUUUAAUAGAAUUAAGAAGAUGCUUCAGACACGGAAGACGCACGUUUUUAAAGAGUAAAAUCUCUGUUUUUUUUACUUUUUGUGUAAGGGUCACACAUAAAAGUACACAGUUAAAUAGUUAAGUAAUGUCUCAACCAAUUAUGUAUUAACACUAAUGAAGAGAUUAUUAAACAUUACUACAUUUUAAUGCUUAAAUUACAACUUAAAGAAAGGGAAAGAUCAACAUUCUGUUGUAAUUAAUGUCACUUACCUGUAUUUUUUAUUUUAUUUAAAAGCUUUAUUAGAGCUUGCUAGAACUGAAUGUUUAUGUAGGCAACUGUAGUCAACCUGUGCACAUUUUGCAUUUGUAAUUUUAUUCGUAACUGUUUACUCACCUCUAUUUAAAAUCUAAUCCAUUUCUGUACUGUGUUAUUUUGGAAAAUAAAUUUUGCUUAUACAUGUAUAUCAUCAUCUCUGUAUUUCUUGUUAUUGUUUUAGAUUUUAUGUUUAAUAUAUUGUAUUAUUUUAAUAUAUUGUACUGUUAACUUAACUCUGUUUAAAAUGUGUUACAUUUCUGUAUUUACUGUGUCAUUUUAUUGUAUAUUUUUACUGUAUGCAUUACAACUUUGCUUAUACAUGUUUAUUACAUUAUCAUCUCUGUAUUCCAUGCUAUUAUUUUAGA